AUGAACAUUCAUAAUAAGAGCAUGGAGAUGGAAUAUUUUAUGUAAGUCUAAUUACAGGAAGAAUAACAUUAAUUUAUAUCAUUAUAUAAUGUUUUUGAUUUAUUUUAAGAUGGAAAGUUUGGUUAAAGGGAAUUGAAUUCAUUAUCAUAUAAAGAAUGGCAAAUUUAGAUGAAUGAUAAAUAGAAAGUUAAAAAGUUAGUAUGGUUAAUGAUAUAUAAAUAAUUUGGAUAUUGA
This is a messenger RNA of Paramecium sonneborni, 234 nucleotides long. The record is from the annotation of a GenBank genome assembly. NCBI's taxonomy places the organism in Eukaryota, Ciliophora, Oligohymenophorea, Peniculida, Parameciidae.